GUUAAUUAGUACCUUGUUUCCAAGCAUCUCUAGAGCCAGUAAGACGAAGAAGAGAGGUUAUUAGAUCAUUGUUGUUCACAUAGAAUGGCUGAGUUGACCGAGCAAAAAAACACUGUGUCUGAUUAUAUUGAGAAAGCCAAGAGCGUAGCUAAGAACCUUGUAGAGAAUAUAGAGAACAAGGUGAAUGCACUUACAAAGAAACCAGAAACAGAUCUAGAAACCAAAGAAGAUAAUGCAAAUUCAGUGACCAUCAUUGCGAAGGUUUCAGUGAACAAUCCAUACAAUAUCGACAUUUCCAUUGUUAAGGCAACCUAUGACUUCAGUUACGGUGAUCAUGGGAAAAAGGUGAAUGGGAUUUUGCAAGAUCAAGGAAAGUUGAAGGCCAAAACGAAGAAUAUGAUUGAUGUACGAGUAAAAGUUCCACAUAGUAAUCUCACGAGCCCAGGAAAUGAUCAUAUGGCGGAUAUCGAUUAUAGACUAGGUAUGAAUCUUACUAUUGAGAUACCUGUGAUUGGUCUGGUUAUCAUCCCAGUCUCCGGGAAAGGAAAGUUCGCACGUCCAAGGACGACUAUGUCUGAUUUCUUAAUUGAUCAAGCGGGAUUACAAAAUGAGAUUGUUGAUGAAAUGAAGGAGGAUGAAGUAGUCAAACAAGAAGCAGCUAACCAGAAAAGUGUAGCUUUCAGACCAUGACUGUAAUAUUUCCCUCAUUUCGUAGUUUCUUUCUCCUAUUACCUACAUUAAGAUUAUUAUAAAUGUAUCUUUGAUUCAUAGUUGAAUUGUAUCAUCCUAUUUGAUAUUUUUGAAUAUGAAGAAUUA
This is a messenger RNA of Papaver somniferum (opium poppy), 816 nucleotides long. Its product is annotated as desiccation protectant protein Lea14 homolog. The transcript is spliced from 2 exons. The record is from RefSeq and is a predicted model, not a curated record. Gene Ontology annotation, biological process: response to desiccation. NCBI's taxonomy places the organism in Eukaryota, Viridiplantae, Streptophyta, Magnoliopsida, Ranunculales, Papaveraceae. Gene Ontology annotation, cellular component: cytosol. Bases 85 to 690 code for a protein of 201 amino acids.